GUCAUCCUGACAGCCCAGUUCAAUAAAUAAAAUGAACGCACCAGUGUAAACGGGCGGAACGCUCGUUCAUUUUAAUGUUUCAAAAUAAAUGAGUAAAGAUAAUCUUCUGAAAAUAGUGUGAUAUUUAGCCUCUUAACAUAAAAUAAUUAAAAGUUUCUCUCGUAUCCUAAUUUUUAUGUGAAUAUAAGCGAAAAUGCAUCGACGCAGGGGUCCUAACUUUACAUAUGUCAGUAGCUGCGUUAAAUACAUGAUAUUCGUUUUGAAUUUCAUAUUCUGGUUAUUGGGCGGAUUGCUUGUUGGAGUCGGAUUGUAUGCAUUUAUCGACAAAUGGCAGGCCACGGGAUUGAUCAAGUUGGACACGAUCUACGACCUCAUGCUGAACAUCAGUCUGCUGAUAGCGCUUCUCGGUGGCGUUGUGUUCAUAGUGAGUUUCGCCGGGUGCCUCGGGGCGCUACGCGAGAACACAUGCCUUCUGAAAUUCUACUCUCUCUGCCUCUUAAUACUGUUCCUGGUGGAGAUGGGUGGGGCCGUAUGCGGGUUCGUGUUUCCACGUUCACUUCACGGGUUGCUCGAGCAGAGCUUCACCGAGCGUGUGGUGCAUGCGUACAGAGACGAUCCGGACUUGCAGAAUUUCAUUGAUUUCGCUCAGAGUGAUUUCCACUGCUGCGGCCUCACCUCGGCUGGCUAUAUGGACUGGUCCAAGAACGAGUACUUCAACUGUUCCUCGCCAUCAGUGGAGCGCUGCGGAGUGCCCUUCUCUUGUUGCAUAAACGCGACUGACAUAUCAUCCGGCCUCGUCAAUAUUAUGUGCGGCUACGGAGUGCAGAACUUCCCAGUGGCCGAGGCCAGCAAGCGGGUGUGGACGAGCGGCUGUAUAGAAAUAGUGCGGCUGUGGGCUGAACGCAACCUCUACACCAUCGCGUCCGUGGCCCUGGGCGUGGCGCUGUCGCAGCUGUUCGUCAUCUACCUCGCCAAGACGCUCGAGGGGCAGAUCGAGCUGCAGAAGGCUAGAUGGCAAACAUGAAACAGGGGUUCGGCAAGCGCCUACCGCGACGAGUGUCGCCGGGCGCUGCUGUAGCACACGACGCGCGACACAUCGCGUGCAACAUGUGUCCCGGACGGACACGACAGGCAACUUCACAUGUAAGACGAUUUUGUGGCGGUCUGGUUUGAAUACGGCGUAUUGAAUCUUACGUGUUUCUAAAAAAUACAUGGAUAUGAUUUAA
Molecule: messenger RNA, 1226 nt
Organism: Amyelois transitella
Lineage: Eukaryota; Metazoa; Arthropoda; Insecta; Lepidoptera; Pyralidae
Product: tetraspanin-33
Exons: 7
Coding region: 194-1024 (276 amino acids)
Biological process (GO): protein maturation; protein localization to plasma membrane
Cellular component (GO): membrane
Source: RefSeq, a predicted model, not a curated record